GUUAUUCAUGUCUUCUUAAGUAAGGGCCUUUGGACACUACCAUCAUGCUGAGUUAAAAUUGGAAAUAAUGGUGGCAAUUAGAAAGUUUGAGAUUGCAAAUGUAAAGUUUUUCCCACGAAUCAUGUUGACAUUUGUGUCUUACAAAAUGUGGAAUUUGGUCUCAGAAGUGUUUGAAAUGACUUGUACUUCUCAGUGUGAUGUUCAUUCAGUUGCAUUAUUACAAUGACCCCGUCUAUAACAUGAAUUGGGUACUGAUUUAAGGAAGACAUUCGACUCCAAGAUGCUGAAAUCUUGCCAGGCUCUUUAUGUUGGUUUUUGUGUAUGUGUGUGUAUUUGUUUGGAUGUGGAUUUGCAUAACAACUACUGUUCUGCUUUUGACUGUCACCAAUUGCUCUUGCUGUUUACAUUCAGGAAAAUGUCAAGACAAAGCAUCCCCAGCUACUCUAUGAGUCUAAGUUGUACAAAUUAUUACAAGAAGGAAUCAGCUAUUCUUUUCCAUUUUGGUAGCUGGAAUUCCGAAUGUUAGAUGGUUUGGAGUUGAGGGAGAAUAUAAUGUCCUCGUGAUGGAUUUAUUGGGACCUAGUCUUGAAGAUUUGUUCAACUUCUGCAGUCGGAAACUGUCUCUAAAGACUGUUCUCAUGCUUGCAGAUCAGAUGAUUAACCGGGUUGAGUUUGUUCAUUCAAAAUCUUUCCUGCAUCGGGAUAUUAAGCCUGAUAACUUUCUUAUGGGCUUAGGAAGGCGUGCAAACCAGGUAUAUAUUAUUGAUUUCGGACUUGCAAAGAAGUAUAGGGACUUCUUAACUCAUCAACACAUUCCAUAUAGAGAAAAUAAAAACUUGACUGGAACAGCUAGAUAUGCUAGCAUGAAUACUCACCUCGGCAUAGAACAAAGUCGGAGGGAUGAUUUAGAUUCACUUGGAUAUGUUCUCUUGUACUUCUUGAGAGGAAGUCUCCCCUGGCAGGGGCUGAAAGCAGGAAAUAAGAAACAGAAGUACGAAAAAAUCAGUGAAAAGAAAGUUUCAACCUCUGUUGAGGCUUUAUGUCGGGGAUAUCCUACGGAGUUUGCUUCUUACUUCCACUACUGCAGAUCACUUAGGUUUGAAGAUAAACCAGACUAUGCUUACCUGAAGAAAAUUUUCCAUGACCUUUUUAUUCGUGAAGGUUUUCAAUUUGACUAUGUAUUUGACUGGACGAUUUUGAAGUAUCAGCAGUCACAGCUUGCCAAUCCUCCAUCUCGUGCCCUUGGAGCAACUGGUGGAACAAGUUCAGGGAUGCCUCGUGCCAAUAUUGAUAGGCAAUCAGGUUGGUCUUGUGCAUUUAUCUAUUUUCUAAUCUUAAAUUCCAAGUGCAGUUCUUGGGUUUCUCUGUGCGUCUUGCCGUUCAUUGUACCAAUUAGCUAUGUGCGAUUGUUUACUUUCACUUCUACUUUUUGCUCUUUGCUGUUUAGAAUUGUUGUGUUACCGGCUUCUAAUAUUUUCCGGUCAAGUGGAUCUUCAAGGCGACCUGUUGUAUCCACUAGCCGUGAUCCAGUGCUCACAGGGAAUGAUUAUGACCCUUUACAGAAAGAAGCAAGCCCAGGAGGACUCCGCAAAAUAUCCAGUGCUGCUCAAAGAAUUUCACCAGUCAUCUCAUCAGAUCACAAUCACACCGCCUCUAAUAUAAAUAAUUUUGACUCUACCCUCAAAGGUUUAGAGAGCUUGAACUUUAAAGACGAGAGGGUGAAUUAUUAG
This is a messenger RNA of Olea europaea var. sylvestris, 1730 nucleotides long. Its product is annotated as casein kinase 1-like protein 2. The record is from RefSeq and is a predicted model, not a curated record. NCBI's taxonomy places the organism in Eukaryota, Viridiplantae, Streptophyta, Magnoliopsida, Lamiales, Oleaceae. Gene Ontology annotation, molecular function: ATP binding; protein serine/threonine kinase activity. Bases 564 to 1730 code for a protein of 388 amino acids. Gene Ontology annotation, cellular component: cytoplasm; nucleus. The transcript has 11 exons. Gene Ontology annotation, biological process: signal transduction; endocytosis; peptidyl-serine phosphorylation.